AUGCUGAAGUCGCAUGGAGCGUUGACUAAUGAGGUCCUAGGUGAGGAAACUGCUCAAGCCUCUCUGCGCGGAGGGUACGUAUCGGACGAAGACGAUUCGGCAAAAGUACUCGCGAGCUUUGAGACGAAGGGCGCUGCCGCGAAUGCCCAUCGCGAGGAGAUGUCUGCACAGGCUAGCAAGAGCGAGUUUUCCACUACGACUAUGCAGGGAGAUCUGAAGGCUGAGAUGCUACAAAUGUGGCAUACCGCACCUCCAUCCGGCACCGAAGGCGAACCUGAAGAUGACAUUGACCCGGUCCGACUACUAGCGACUUUCGACAACACGCCUUCUGCAAGGCAAACCACUAUUCGCGUAAAGAGCGAAGAUGUUGACUCGGAGCAAACGCUUGCGUCUCCUGCAUGCAGCUGGUCGUUCAGCCCAGGAGCUCCAGUUGAGGCGCCCAUGAGCAUCACAGCAGGUCUACGUCAGUCUAUUGAUGCUCACCCGCUGGCCACUGACCCCGAUUGGGAGGCUCGUUUCGAGAAGCUGUUGGAAGGACUACACACUCCAACGGCACAGAGCCCACAGGCUAUCUUGGGCGGUGACGACGACAAAGACCCCCGAAGCAUGCUGGCUGCCAUUGAACAAGAGAGCGCUCUCGCCCAUAACAAUGACCCCAAGUGGAUGCUUGCAGAGCUGGAGCGAGGACUGCUGCAGGGAAAUAUUGAUGAAGACAACGACGAAAGUCUUGACGCAUUUCGAGCUAGACUCAUAAACACUCUCUCGUCUUCAGCUGGUCAUGCAUAUGGCGCACAAAAUUUUACGGAUGCGAACACCACAAGCUCCGCCGUCUGUAGUGAGGUUGACAGCUUGGUCACGCUCGACAAAACUCUCCUACCCUACACCAUUGCACUUCAGUUGGAGAUCGCCGGUAUUUCCUGGGAGGAAAUUCAAGGCUGGACGACCUACCUCUUCAGCGAGGGACUCGACGGCUACAAGGCAUGUCAAGACAAGGACGCCAUUGUCAAGCGAGCCAACGAAGAACUGGAAAAGACCAUUUCUCAAGUGACCGAAGAGACCAAGCACUACUGGAGCAUCCAAGAUGAAGUUAGGCUUCCGUGUCGGGUCAUCAUCUCCAACAUCGCGGCAGGUGCAGACGUGGGAGAUCUCCAAGAGUUUUUCCGCUCAUUCAGAUUCGUCGUCGAGGAGAUCAGAAUGCUACCUGGAAGAGAUCCGGUCAAGCGGACCAAGGUCGCCCACAUGGACAUGGUGUCAAGGCAUUAUGCUAUUCAAGCUUCAUUCAUGACCGGUAGCAUCUUCGGGCUGAUGCUCAAGAUCAAGUUGGCGGUUGAGAAGAAGGAUUGA
This is a messenger RNA of Parastagonospora nodorum SN15, 1344 nucleotides long. RefSeq lists its product as hypothetical. Gene Ontology annotation, molecular function: nucleic acid binding. The record is from RefSeq and is a predicted model, not a curated record. The coding region runs from base 1 to 1344 and encodes 447 amino acids. The transcript has 2 exons. NCBI's taxonomy places the organism in Eukaryota, Fungi, Ascomycota, Dothideomycetes, Pleosporales, Phaeosphaeriaceae.